Crotalus tigris (Tiger rattlesnake) is the source of this 865-nucleotide messenger RNA. Its product is annotated as DPY30 domain-containing protein 1-like. NCBI's taxonomy places the organism in Eukaryota, Metazoa, Chordata, Lepidosauria, Squamata, Viperidae. Bases 198 to 722 code for a protein of 174 amino acids. Gene Ontology annotation, cellular component: Set1C/COMPASS complex. The record is from RefSeq and is a predicted model, not a curated record. The transcript has 6 exons.
AUAAAGCUCCUUUUUCAAAUUAAGGUGGAUCUGGUUUUGGAGGUGUGGCCUGCCCAUGUUCUGGAGCAGAGCUCAAGUAGCAGUUAAUUUGCUUUCCGUUUGAACAGGGUUCCAGAUUCUAAGAGUGACUCCCACCUGCAGGCCGGUUCUGAUUUCUGAAAGGAUCCCUCUAAUCUGGAGAUCCUGGGGAGCCAGCCAUGGAGAGCGCCUACUUGAGGAAAAGCCUGGGCACCUGCCUGGCUGAAGGCCUUGCUGAAAUUGCGGAACAUCGGCCCGCAGAUCCUGUCUUGUACCUGGCCCACUGGAUUUACAAGUACAAGAAGAACAUGAUUGAGGAACUGCAGAGGAAAUUGGACAGGGAAGAACUGGAGCGAGAGCGCGAGGAGGCUCAAAAGGAAGUGGAAAUGCUGGAAAAAAUGAAAGAAGAAGAACUUCUGAUUCAACAAAAGCUGGAAGUAGAGAAACAGGCCCAGAUGGAGCGAGAGCAGGGGGAUCGGGAGAGGAUGGAGCGAGACCGGGCCGAGGAGCUCCUGCAGGAGCAGAAACGACAGGCAGAGCUGGAGGCGAAGAUUGCCGCUGAAAAGGAGGCGGCCUCAAAGACUUUGGCUGAGCUAACUGACAAAUAUGGAGCUCCUCACCUCAGUCGGGUUGAAGAGAUCGAUGAAAUGGAGCAAUCUGAACAUGCCUUGACUACUGUACCCGACUCGGAGGAAGAACAAUAAAUCUGUUCCUGUAGAUUCCAGAAAAUGUCACGAUUUUCCGGCAAACACCAGAUGAAACACAUCAAGGAGACUUAGAAUAAGUUAAUACAGUUAAGCGAAUUGAAAUUUAAAAAAAAAACACAUUAAAAUUUAGCCUAACACGG